UCAUAUCUCUUAAAAGUUUAUUAUGAUCUUAUCGAGUUUUCGAAAUGAAAGUCACCAAAACAAUUAUUUAAAAAUACAUAUGUGAUAAAAAAAAAAUGGUUCCUGAAAACCAAUGUUUUCAUGAGUAGUGACAAGAGUUGCUGUCUUGGAAGAACUUGGAUUGUUCUGGGGACAAAUUGACAUUGUGACUCGAACCUCCACCAUGCAUGGAUCCACACACAGUACACCCCCCUUCACUGUCAUCCACCUCUUCCCAUCCUUAUAAUAACAAUCACAAAACGCAUCAUCUCCCUUUUCCUACUCAUAAAGAUCACCAUCAUUUCAUUUCCCAUAUAAAAAGGCACACAAAGUAUUAGGAAUAAUAAUAUAUUAACAACAACGACAAUAUAAUAAUAAUUUCUUUCUCCCUUAAUAAACAGAGCCUGCUCUGUUUCUUCUUCUUCUUCUUCGCAAAAUGAUGCCGAAACAACCGAUGAACGUUUUGACCACAAAACCUUCACCUUUGAGCACCAUGGUGGUGAUGCUGAUCCUCUGCAUUCUGGGUUUCUACGCUCUGCAUUUCCCUCACUCUUCCACACCUUCCGAAAACCUCUCUCACUUGGAAAAACUUUUUCUUUCCACUUCCUCAAACUCUACUAUUUCGUCCUACCUCCGCGCUCUUACCAUGCACCCUCACCUCGCCGGAACAAAACCCGCUUCCGACACAACCCGCUACGUGCUUAACCACUUCACUUCAUUGGGCCUCUCGGCCCAUACAACAACCUACACCACUCUCCUCUCCUUCCCCGUGCGCUCCUCCCUCUCGGCGCAUUUUAACGACGGUUCUUCGGUGAGCCUGCGGCUCACCGAAGAAGCGUCGGGGGCGGGGGUGGUGGCAGCGUACCACGCGUACUCGCCGUCGGGCGCGGUGCACGCGCCGGCGGUGUUCGCGAACUACGGGAGGCAGAGGGACUACCGCGCGCUGGCGGCGAUGGGGGUGAACGUGAGCGGCUGCGUGGUGGUGGUGCGUAAGGGCGGGGAGAUGGGGCGGGGCGCGGUGGUGGAGAGGGCGGAGGUGAACGGCGCGGCGGCAGUGCUCGUUUACGGCGAGGGUGACACGUGGCGGAAGGGGUUUGAGAGGGGACACGUGAUGAGAGGGGGGAUAGGAGACCCACUUACUCCCGGGUGGGCUGGGGUUGAAGGGGCUGAGACGCUGGGGUUGGAAGAUAGGGAGGUUUUGAAGAGGUUUCCCAAAAUUCCAUCUAUGCCCUUGUCAGCUGAGGUGGCUGAUACUAUUUUGUCCUCUCUUGGGGGUGUUCAUGUGCCCCUUCAUUGGAGGGGUACCCUUAGGUCUAAGGUCAGGCAUGUUGGUCCUGGCCCCACCUUGCUCAAUUUCACUUAUGAGGGUGAAAAGAAGGUGGCCACCAUUCAAAAUGUUUUUGCUGUCAUAAAGGGAUCGGAAGAACCGGAUCGAUAUGUUCUGCUUGGGAACCAUAGAGAUGCAUGGACGUAUGGUGCUGUUGAUCCCAGCAGUGGAACAGCUGCACUACUCGAUAUUGCUCGUCGAUUUUCUGCUCUACUGGGCUUGGGGUGGAAGCCAAGGAGGACAAUCAUUCUCUGCAGUUGGGAUGCAGAGGAAUUUGGGAUGAUAGGAUCCACUGAGUGGGUUGAACAAAACCUUAUUAAUCUAGGUUCCAAAGCUGUAGCAUACCUUAAUGUGGACUGUGCUGUGCAAGGUCCUGAUUUCUUUGUUGGUUCAACUCCUCAGCUAGACAAUCUUAUUCUUGAGGUCACAAACAAGGUCAAAGAUCCUGACUCUGAUGGUGUGUCAUUGUAUGAGAAUUGGGCUGCUGGUGGUGGAGGCAAUAAUAUUCAGAGGCUCAGUGGAGUUGAUUCUGAUUUCGCUCCAUUUGUGCAACACGCAGGGGUUCCAUCCAUUGAUAUGUAUUAUGGAAGAGAUUUUCCCGUCUAUCACACUGCGUUCGACUCCUAUAACUGGAUGGCAGAGUAUGGCGAUCCAUUCUUCCACCGCCAUGUUGCUGUUACUGGAGUUUGGGGGCUUCUAGCUCUUCACUUGGCUAAUGAUCCCAUUCUUCCUUUCAAUUACGUUUCAUAUGCAAAUGAGUUACAGUUGUACAAAAACACGUUGAGCAACUUGAUAGACCAGAAAAUUUCUCUACAUCCAUUAACCCUUUCAAUUGAAGAAUUUGCUUCUGCUGCCAAGGAAGCUGAUGAUGAAAUAAAGAAACUGAGAUUGCAAGAAACUGAAGGUUGUUUUGUAGAUAUGAAAAAGCGAGCAUUGAAUGAUAGACUAAUGCUUGCAGAAAAAGGCUUCCUGGAUGCAGAUGGACUUCAGGGAAAGCAAUGGUUUAAGCAUCUUGUGUUUGGGCCUUCCAGCGACCAUGAAAGGAUCAAUUUCUUCCCAGGGAUUUCUGAUUCUACCAUUACGUCAGCAGGUGUAAGUGAAAGAGAAAGGCUAGCAUCAAUUCAACACGAAAUCUGGAGGGUUGCCAGAGCCAUUCGAAGAGCUGCUUCUGCACUCAGAGGAGAAUUCACCUAAAAAACUAAAUGUGAAAAAAAAAGUUAAGUUAGAGGAGAAUGGAGAUGGAUGAAAUCAUCUCCGUUUGAGUUACCUGUAAAUAUAGUAGUGUUUCUUUUUAACACGAGCAGAGUUACCUGCAUUUUGAGGUAUAUAACUGUACAUUAAGUUGUAAAAAAGGAGAUGAAUGAACAUGCCAGCAGUUUGAAGACACAUACACGGUAAUGAUAGCAGAUUUUGUGCUUAUAAUGAAUGUUCUGCACAAGUUUUUCUACAUUUUGUUUAGAGCACGGAGAAAUUUUGGUACGAAUUGUAAUGAAAAAGCGCUGAAUCAAUCAAA
Molecule: messenger RNA, 2858 nt
Organism: Glycine soja
Lineage: Eukaryota; Viridiplantae; Streptophyta; Magnoliopsida; Fabales; Fabaceae
Product: probable glutamate carboxypeptidase AMP1
Exons: 10
Coding region: 455-2539 (694 amino acids)
Molecular function (GO): carboxypeptidase activity
Source: RefSeq, a predicted model, not a curated record